This is a messenger RNA of Rhipicephalus sanguineus (brown dog tick), 6198 nucleotides long. Its product is annotated as fatty acid synthase. The transcript has 23 exons. Gene Ontology annotation, biological process: fatty acid biosynthetic process. Gene Ontology annotation, molecular function: fatty acid synthase activity; oxidoreductase activity; 3-oxoacyl-[acyl-carrier-protein] synthase activity. The record is from RefSeq and is a predicted model, not a curated record. The coding region runs from base 1 to 6198 and encodes 2065 amino acids. NCBI's taxonomy places the organism in Eukaryota, Metazoa, Arthropoda, Arachnida, Ixodida, Ixodidae.
AUGCACAACAACAUCCACGAAGUGACCGAGGCCCCGACCACGGCCCAAGUGGUCCGCCUCUCCUCCUCCAAGGCAGGGCGUCGACUACUAAACGAAAUCGGAUUUCUUGGGAUACCCGAAAGAAUGGGCACCAUAAGGGACCUGUCCCGGUUCGACGCACAGAUGUUCGGCGUCAACCCAAAACAGGCUCACCUGAUGGACCCCCAAAUAAGGCUCCUGUUGGAGACUUCAUACGAAGCAAUCAUGGACGCAGGCUAUGAUCCAGCAUCAAUGCGGAGUCGCAACAUUGGUGUCUUCAUAGGCUGUUCCAUGUCUGAUUCCGACGACGCAUUCAGCGUGGACACGGACAAAAUAAACGGCUACGGGCUGAUCGGCAGCAACAGGGCCCUGUUCUCCAACCGCAUAUCCUACGCUUUCGAUUUCACUGGUCCGAGUGUGACGGUGGACACAGCGUGCUCAUCAACACUAUCAGCUCUUAAUCACGCUGUGCUGGCAAUGCGUUCUGGGCAGUGCGAGGCAGCUAUUGUAGGUGGAUGCAUGGUGGCCUUAAAACCAACCACUUCGCUAAGCUACUUGCGCCUCGGUAUGCUGUCACCAGACGGAAAGUGCAAGGCAUUCGACGCACAAGCUAAUGGCUACGUCCGAAGCGAGACUGUGGGUGUCUUUUUCGUUCAACAAGCCCGUCAUGCUCGUCGGAUCUACUCCAAAGUCGCCCACAUCAAGAUCAGUGCUGACGGCUACAAAAGCGAAGGCAUCUCUACUCCAUCAGCAAAGUUACAGGAAAAGCUUCUACGUGAAGUCUACAGCGAAGCCAAAAUUGACCCAACACUCGUGCUGUACGUUGAGGCUCAUGGCACAGGCACCAAGGUGGGCGACCCUCCCGAGCUAACUGCCGUGAGCAGCGUAUUCUGCAAGCCGAACCGAGCUGAACCUCUGAAGAUAGGAUCUGUGAAGAGUAAUUUGGGUCACAGCGAGGCGGCCUCUGGUGUUUCUUCGCUGGCCAAAGUUAUUUUGGCUAUGGAGACUGGAGUCAUCGCUGGCAACCUACACUUUCACCAGCCCAACCCCGACAUUCCAUCCUUGCACGACGGUACCAUCGAAAUUGUGACAAAGGCCACACCGUUCUCAGGUGGUCCCGUUGGUGUCAACUCCUUUGGUUUCGGAGGCACCAAUGCGCACGCAAUUCUGGAACAAGUGCCGGGACCCCACGUGAAUAGCAGAGUGCGGGAUAAGGCAGAGCUUCCAAGACUUGUCCUACUGGCUGGAAGAACGAAAGACUCCCUUGAGCGCACUACGGAACGCCUCGAGAAGGAUGGACCCUACCCGGACUCCGGCUACGCUCUUCUCAACAUUGUCGGCCAGCCAAGUGUAAUGCAGUUUCCUUACCGAGGCUACAUGUUGGUUCCCGUGGACGGCAGCGGCAAAGAAGUAAUUAAAGCCAUAACGGAAACUACGUCGACGAAGCGGCCACUGUGGUUUAUUUUUACUGGAGUUGGCUGUCAAUGGAAAGGCAUGGCCCAGCAGAUGAUGCACUUUGACGUCUUUGCACGCUCCAUUCAGCGCUCGCAUGAACUCCUCAAGCAGUUUGGCGUUGACGUCAUAGAGCUCGUAACUUCCAAGAAUGUGGAUGGAGCCGUAGGUCCCCUGUACGGCUGCAUUGCAGCUGUUGAGGUUGCACUUGUGGAUGUACUCCUUGCUUUGGGCAUUAGGCCAGAUGGCAUGGUUGGUCACUCUCUGGGAGAGAUCGGCUGCGCCUAUGCCGACGGAUGCCUCACAGCCGAACAGACCGUGCUGUCCGCCUACAUGCGCGGACGAUGCGUAGACACGGGUGACCUGCCUCGAGGAGCGAUGGCCGCCGUCGGCCUAACGUGGGAGGAGGCCACAAAACGCUGUCCAGACGGCGUGCAGCCAGCUUGUCACAACGCAGAGGAUUCUGUUACGGUGUCCGGAGCAGCUGAAGCAGUAGCCAAGUGGGUUGAAGAGCUAAAAGCUGAAGGCGUGUUCGUUCGAGAGGUGAACAGCGCAGGUGUCGCCUUUCACAGCAAAUUCAUGGAGACCAUCACACCAGCCUUUCUUCAGGCCAUGCAAAAGAUUGUUCCUGAACCCAAGAUGCGUAGUAAACGUUGGUUGAGCACAUCACUACCACCGCACCGCUGGCGCGAGGCCCUCGCGGAAAAGUUCACACCGGAGUACCACGUGAACAACCUUAUAUCACCGGUGUUUUUCUUCGAAGCUCUGCAACACGUUCCCAAGGACGCUAUCUUGAUUGAGGUUGCACCGCACUGCCUUCUACAGUCGGUGUUGAGACGCUCCGUUGGCACCGAUGCGGCUUGCCUUGGCUUGAUGAAGCGUGACGCGGACAACGUGGAUUUCUUCCUCAACUCCUUGGGCCAUCUGCAUUUGCUGGGCGUGAAGUUUGACCCAUCUCCGCUGUACCCACCGGUUCCCCUGCCCGUGCCACGUGGCACCCCGAACAUCGGGCAUCUCGUCAGCUGGGACCACUCCCAGCAGUGGACAGUCGCAAAAUGGAACGAUUUCCCAAUGUUGGCCCAGCUUUCGGAGGAUGUCGUCGAGGUUGGUCUCGAGGAUCUCGAAGGAGAUGCGUACUUGGCUGGACAUCAAAUUCAUCGCCGCGUUGUGUUCCCGGCGACCGGCUACAUAGUGAUGGUCUGGAAGUCCUUGGCGAAGCGCUUUGGGAAGCCAUUCGACGAACUUCCAAUAGUACUAGAGGAUUUAAAAUUUCAUCGCGUCGUCAUCCUGCCUAAAACAGGUACAGUGCGGUAUCUGGUGAACAUUAUGCGGGCGUCAGGAGAGUUCGAGAUCUCCGAGGGUGGCACGGUGGUCGCGAGUGGCACUAUUCGUCCGGCUGAGGAGAACGAGAAGAUCGUUGACUUAGAGCCAGUGACUUCACCCGCCGAUAUGCUGAACUACGACCUCGAUGCCGAAGACAUCUACAAGGAGCUCCGGCUACGUGGCUACGAGUACCAUGGCCUUUUCAUGGGCAUACUAAAGGCUGACAUACAUAAGCUAUGUGGCAAGCUGAAGUGGAGUGGAAACUGGGUGGCAUUCAUUGAUACCAUGCUCCAAAUGACCGUCCUUUGCAGUACAAAGCGAAACUUCAAGCUACCCGCUAAGAUUCAAUCGUGCUGCAUUAACCCCAUGGUCCAUGCCGACUAUGUUGAGAAAGCUCAAGAAAGCGGCAUGGAAGUUGUGUACAACGAGUGCCUCAACGUGAUUCAAGCUGGAGGCGUAACUGUGAAAGGCUUUAACACAAGCACUCCAACAAUGCGCAUCAUAGAUCAUACACUGAAUAUUAACGAGUACAACUUUGUGCCAUACAUAGACAGCGACGUUGCUCAGGAGGAGAGACAAGCUCUCAUUCAAGAGUACAUUGACAUCUGCAAUCGUACCGGUGAACGUGUGCUGAAGAAGCUCAGUAGCAUUGAUUGCAGCGCAGUAGACACUGUAGAGCAGAAUAGCCAUCGGCAAGAAAAAUAUUUUCGAGGGGUUCUCGAUAAUAAUGCCGAAAACUAUAGCCUUCUAAAUGUCCUCGGUAGGGUCGUUGAGCAGAUCGAAAUAGCGCCUUCGUCAUUGGAAGACUUCAUGAAAUCACUUAUGGACGCGCACAAAAAAGAACUUGACAGUGACAUGAUUACGACGGCGCUUUUUCAAGAGAACCCCUUGAGGCACAUCCUUGACGUUGUUGUGGAGAACACCAGCCUACAAACGCUACAAGUUCUCGAAAUUGCUUCGCCAGGCACUCAAUGGAUUUUGGCGCCGCAACUUUCCUCAUUCUUGGUCAUGAGCAAUAUGUUACUCAAUAUCGACUACACUGUUGCUCAGCAUCCUAUGGAUAACCUGCUGCCAGAAAAUUUACCAAAAAAUGCAAAAAUUGUAAAGUGGGAUCCUUUGUUUGACACCAAACAUCUUCCUGAAGCUAAUUUGAUCGUGUCCUGCUUCGGUCCCUGGAGUUCAUACAGCCCCGAUAUUCUAGCUUACAAGCUCUCAAAGCUGUGCAAAGAACAAGGAUUCGUGCUUAUAUCACACCGCACUGCUGUGACUCCAGCUGAGAGAGUCAUAUCGACAAUCACAAAGCAUGAAUUUGCAGUCCACACCAUCGAGGGCAUGGAAAUGUUGUUGCGGUCUCAUGGCUUCCAGCUGGUGGGCCGAAAGUCAAACAAUGUUUCUGCACUACUCCUGCUUAGAAAGACGGCCGUGACCGUUGGAGCAGCUAAGACGCUACUUGUCAGGGUAAACAAUUCUACAUAUGACUGGGUCGAGGUACUUAAGGCGAAGGCUUUAGAAGUGGAACAAAAGCCCCCCGGCCAUAACCUCUGGCUACUCGCCGAAGACUGCGGCAUCAGUGGUGUGGUUGGCUUGACAAACUGCCUUCGGUUGGAGACUGGCGGAAGCCACAUUAGGUGCAUCUUUAAUGCAAACAUAAAUCAGGCAGAAGAAAUCGAUUUCAGUCCAAGAAACCCAGCCUACACAGACUUACUAACCAAAGACCUUGUCAUGAACAUUUACCGUGACGGCCAAUGGGGAUCCUUCAGACUGUCGCGCCGAUUGAAAUGUGAUUCUCCGAAAAUUCCCACGAAGUAUGCUUGCAUCAGCAUACAGAAAAUUGGUGACUUGUCAAGUCUGCAGUGGUAUUUGGCACCACUGAGCUACGUUCUUCCAUCCAUUUCUUCUACCAAGGCCAUCUGCACAGUAUACUACGCUGCGCUCAACUUCCGUGACGUCAUGCUCACCACUGGGAAGCUCUCGGCCGAUGCUUUGCCAGAUGAUCUCGCCAGUUCUGAUUUCCUCCUUGGCAUGGAAUUUGCUGGCCUCGACGAGCAUGGGCGCAGAGUCAUGGGUAUUGUGCCAGUCCAGGGCUUGGCGACAGCUGUGGCUGUCGACCCAACUUUCUUGUGGGAAGUUCCCGAAACGUGGAGCCUUCAGCAAGCAGCCACGGUACCGAUGGUGUAUGCCACAGCCUACUACGCUCUUCUUGUGCAUGGGCACAUGCGUCCUGGAGAAUCGGUGCUCAUACAUUCCGGAAGUGGAGGAGUCGGACAGGCGGCCAUUUCCAUCGCACUUUCCAUGGGAUGCACCGUCUUCACCACCGUCGGUUCCAAAGAGAAACGAGAAUUACUUCUUCGCCGCUACCAACAGCUGGAAAACAGAAACAUCGCUUAUUCACGGGACUGCUCCUUCGAAACGCACGUGCUUCAAGAAACAAAAGGGAAAGGUGUGGACCUCGUGCUCAACUCGCUGGCAGAAGACAAGCUGCAGGCCAGUAUACGUUGCCUCGCUACCCAUGGCCGCUUCCUCGAGAUAGGAAAAGUUGACAUGUCCAAUGACUCGCCAUUAAAAAUGUCUGUGUUCUUGAAAGGCGUCACAUUCCACGGAGUGGUAUUCGAGCAUCUUCAUGGUGAUGCCGUCAGUGAGGUGGAAGAACGGCGUCUCGUUGCGGAAUACAUUCGUGCUGGCAUCGCAUCGGGAGCCGUGAGACCACUUGACGCCAUCUUGUUCCCACAUGACCAAAUGGAGGAUGCCUUCCGGUUCAUGGCCUCAGGAAAGCACAUCGGCAAAAUUGUGCUCGAGAUCCAGCCGGAGGAAACCCUGCAGAAACGUGGAGCGCCCAUGCCACUGACUGUCGAGGCUACAGCACGCACGUGGUUUUAUGAGCACAAGUCAUAUGUUAUCACCGGUGGUCUGGACGGUUUCGGCCUAGAGCUGGCCGAAUGGAUGGUCAAGCGAGGAUGUCGCAAGCUUCUACUCACCACUCGCUCAGGAGUGCGCACUGGGUACCAGCGGCUUUGUCUUCAUCGGUUCGAGAAGGCCGGAGCCAAUGUCAUUGUGAGGAAGAUAGACGCAUCUGAGGAGGACGGUGCUCGAAAAGUUUUUGAAGAAGCUACAGCCAUGGGACCCGUAGGAGGUAUAUUCAUCCUGGCUGUGCUGCUCCGCGAUGGGCUUAUUGAAAACCAGACAGCGGAGGCCUUUGAAACAGUCAUGAAAAUCAAGAUUAAUGGCACCCGACAUUUGGAUGAACUCUCCCGCAAGAUGUGCCCAGAGCUCGACCAUUUCGUCGCUUUCUCAUCCCUGUCAGCGGGGGUCGGCAACGUAGGGCAGACUAACUAUGGUUACGCCAACUCAGCAAUGGAACGCAUCUGCGAGAUUCGGGCUGCCCAGGGACUACCCGUACAACGAUAG